AUGCAAGAUUAUAUCUCUAUAUUCACUUAUAAAUUAAAAGUAGUUGAUCAGAGAAAAGGUGGAUCAUUAAAAUUAACAACAGAAUAUCCUUAUAAGAAUCCUUUUGUGGUGCCAUACUUUAAAUUUGAUUAUAGAGAUGAAUUGUUUGAUAAAAGAGCAAAGUUUUACAAGAUUUUCAUUCCAACAUAUAUAUUAAUGGUUCUCUCAGGAUUCUUAAUAUCUGCGUUAGUUACACGCAGCAAGAAGUAA
Messenger RNA from Trichomonas vaginalis G3, 249 nucleotides. RefSeq lists its product as uncharacterized. NCBI's taxonomy places the organism in Eukaryota, Parabasalia, Trichomonadida, Trichomonadidae. The transcript has a single exon. Bases 1 to 249 code for a protein of 82 amino acids. The record is from RefSeq and is a predicted model, not a curated record.